Molecule: messenger RNA, 4278 nt
Organism: Anolis carolinensis (green anole)
Lineage: Eukaryota; Metazoa; Chordata; Lepidosauria; Squamata; Anolidae
Gene: cfap92
Product: cilia and flagella associated protein 92 (putative)
Exons: 21
Coding region: 290-4144 (1284 amino acids)
Source: RefSeq, a predicted model, not a curated record
GGCUUCUUCAAUUUGUUCAUCCCUGGAACUCCGGAGUAGUUCGACCUCUUUUAGAACACUCUGAAGGCACUUGGAAGUCUGGGACUGGAGCCUCCCCGCCGGCAAGCUACUUCUUCCUUGGCAACUUCAGUUUUGUGGCCAAACCGCAGGCCAAUCCAGUGGGUUUGCGCCGUUGGAAGGGAAGAGAAUGGGAUAAUUUCCGAGGCGGAAGGAGAGAGGAAGGAAGAAUGGAGGCGAAGGGCGACUAAGUGCGCCUUUGGUGGCGCCUCCUGGCGAGGCUUCUCGGAGGAUGGCAAGUCAUUCACUUGAUAUUGAAGAAGAAGGAGAGUAUGUAGAUUGCAGUUCUCCGCAUUCAGAGAGCACUUAUGAAACUGAGAGCCCAGAGGCAUGUGGGGGUGGUUACCCAACUCCUGAAGAUGAAACCAUGGCAUGCUGUUACUCUGUGAGAAGUCAAGAACUUGAUCCUGAGCAUAUAGUUACCUGCACAUUCUCUGUCUCCCUGGCUCUUCCACUUGCAAUCCAAACACCAAAGCGCUGGUCUAGACAAGAAACUCAACGAACAUCACCACCUAAAACACGAGAAGGAUUUAUUCCAAAAAUGCAUCGUUUUUAUCAUAUUGAAUAUUUUCUUCUGCCAGAUGACACUGAUCCUCGAAAAUUAGAUUUGGUCUUACUAGGCUCAUUGGCUAGACUAUAUUUGGAAACUGAGUCUAGGUCAGUGACUCCAAAAGAUGGUGAGCGGCCCAGGUCGAAAAGGACACCCACACAUCAUACUUCAGCUGUGAAACCGUGGCUUGAAAACGACCAGAUCUGGGUUUCAUGGAGCCAUAGUAUUGAAAUUAAUGUCACCAAUGAAUUCCUAAUAAAGCUAAGGGACCACAACAUACAAUUGAGAUUAUGGGAUCUCAAGGAAAAGGUGUGCUCAAAAGCUAGAUUUGGUAAACAGAAGCCUGCUGUGCCGCAUUCAGAUCAUGAUUUUGAAGGUGCUGUAAAGCGAACUGUUUUAUACCAGAGAGACUAUGUAGAACGCAACAAGCCCAAACCCAGUCGCACAAUAAUUAAAACAGAAGGACAUAUUGAGCAAGAGAAACCAGCAGGCAGCACUUCAGCAGCUCGUCCUACUUCAGGUAUAAGCAACCAAUUAGAGACUGGGUCUAAUGUUGAACGUAAAUCCUUUCCUAGAGGGAGUACUGCCCACAGCGCCAUGAAAUCUGAAGAAGAUAACCAAUCAGACAGCAUGGUCAGUUUUUCUGGCAGCAUACCUUCUUCUCUUAAGGAAAGAACUAUCCAGGAGGCCAAAGUUAUAAAGCAGAAGCUCAAUUUAAAACCUUGUGUCAGGGUUACAAGCUCUGCAAAGUCGGCUGCAGCAAAAUUACCAACCCAUGGAGCAACUCAUGGAGAGAAGAAUGAGUCAGUGGCUGGAGUUCUCCUCCAGUUAUCUGAAAGAAGGAAAACAAUACAUAAAAUUAGCGUAGAAAAAAAACCUGUACUGAGCACUCAUAGAUCAUUUGCUAAAGAAGCUGCUGCUCAGGCAGCACUGGCAAGGAAAUUUGGAAUAGCAUUUUUGGAGCUUAGCCUCAUGCCCCUACUCACAGGAGAACGCUAUGUGGCAAGUCAACUGAAAGAGAAGUCCUUUAAACUUUUUGAUGCAUACUUAAGCUUCUCAGUGGAUAAUGCACUCAUGACUGAGAAACAGAAACGAGAAUUAAACCCAUUGAUAAUCAGGAUUAAGUCAGCAAGAGGCUUACCAGCCACUCCUGUUCCAAUUGAAGUGUUGCAGAGUUCAUGUGUUCCUGUUUAUUGCAAAUACAAAUUCCAUAACAUGCCUCCCCAUCAGACUCAGGGUCGAGAUCAUGGAACUGAAGUCUUCUUUAAGGAUAUGAAUGUGAUUUUGAUAGGCACUUUAAAACCUGAAGAACUAAGUGAAUAUCUCAGAGGGCCACCCCUGGAAAUUGAAGUUCAUGACCGAGACAAGAAAAUGGAAGCAAUCAAAACAAAGCCUUCUUUGUUUGGUGAGGAGCCAGGAGACAGCAAACUCAGUAAUUUGAGUUUCAGCAACAUCAAUUUUAGAUACAUGCUUCAGAGUUCUUUUUCAGAGGAGAUUUGGCAUCCUUAUGGGGUAGCAAGAAUCAGCCUGGUUGACUUACUGCUGGGUGAGAAGACCUUGAAUUUCAUUGUACCCAUUCAGAACUGCUCAGUCCAGGAUACCGCUGUUUGCCAGGGAGAAAAUAUUGCUGAGAAGGACAGGGGAGGAGAUGGUUCCCAAGUUAUCCAGUUACCGAUGGGCCAUUAUGUCAAUGCAGAGUCACAUCUUAAAGUGAGAGUUGAAAUAACUGUACCAUUAAGUCCAGAGGAUGAAUUAGAUGACUCCGAAACAUCACAUUGCCCCUAUGGUUGCAUCAUCUAUAUUUUUGACUAUAAAAAUACAUCACUCUUAAGUUACUUGCUGGAGGAGAUUACCAAAAUUAAUGCGGAAGCUCUGCAGCUUGAUUCUUAUCCUCUGCCCAUAAUUCUACAAUACUCUCUCAAUACUUUAAAACUAGACCAUAAACUUCCUUAUGAAGAUGUUUCUCAACUGGAUAUUAUUACUGGAUUUCAUAUACUGGAUGGGUCCAUUCAUCUGUUAGUCUUGGAAGGCCUCAAGAACAAAGGACUUAAGAAACUGUGGAAUAAAAAGAUUGAUAGAUUGCAAGAAGCUAAACGUGGAAGAUUACAAAUAUUUUAUAAUUCACAGCUGUCUUUUCAUCAACGCUUGUACACAGAUCUUGAAGCUAUUGUGUUUCAUAUUCGCCUCUGCAAGUCUCUCACGAGUAUCAUGAAGCAUCCUUUGCUGUAUAUCAGGGAUAUGGUUCCUCAGCCAUGUUUUGAAGCUUUGGUCAGACUUGAUUACAUCUGCCAGGUUACAAGGUUAAGGGAUGUGAUCCAUCACAAUCUUUUGCCUUCUGCAGAAAUGAUUACAAUCCUGAGCCGAGAGUUCGGCAUUCCUCUUGGUGAAGAUGACCUAUUUAUUGAGCAGUACACAACCAUCUCAGACAAAUUUAAUAUUCCAGUCAUGUGUUUGCACAGGAGACGAGAUAUGCGUUCCCCUUUGGAUAACCAGAAUGAAGAGUACAUAUUGAGAAAAAGGGAAAUGGAAAAUCGAACUCCACAAGACUAUAUUCAGGGUAAUAUUGAGAACUUGAACCUGUUCAACAAGAUGAUGAGAAGGGAAGUGCCCCAAACCAUUCGGGCUUUUCCUUCUGAUGGAAAGUCCAUCUUCAACUACAGUUGUCAGGCUUUGAAUUCUGCAGAAAUUACGAAGAAUCUCCUUCGAGUGGAGAUGGCAAAGGUUCCAGGACAGAGGUUUGCUUACAGUCAUAAUUAUAUCUCUGCUAUUUUUGCACCCGUGGAUGAAGAUAUUGCGCGGAAGGCGUCCAUGGAGCAGUCAAGGAAGCAGUGGCUCUCACCAGAAGGAUUUGUAUGCGCCGGAUUUAAGAGCAGCAUUGAAUCUAAUUGCCAUCCUCGUAUGCCAGACGAGGCACGGCAGAUGGAGCUAAAAGAGAAAUGGCAAGAGAACUUUUUCAAUGCUGGCCGGUUGAAGCCAGUUCUGGAUCGAGAGAGAUGGAGCUGGGACAAACGCAAUGAUGAUUUUGAGCUUUACAAAAAACCACCACUUCCAGCUGUGACCUUUGACACUCACAGAGAAGAACCUAAGAAAGAAAUCUGUUGCAACACUGCUCUGAAAGUCUAUAGGCGCUGGCCAGGCACUGAGCUCAUUGUAAGGGGACCAAAAGCCAGUUGCCAGCUUGACCGUUUCCAAGACCUCCUAAAGGAUAAACCUAUGAAGUUGUCCCUAAAGAUGCAGCCUACUCCAGUUGCAGAGAAAUUUGAUGAAGUGGUAGAGGUCAGAUUUGGUAAAGGAUAUGUUCCUGGAGAUGAUCCCCACCGAGGCUUGAUGGCAAAUAUCAAUAUAAUUCCAUGCUACGACAGGCAAAACAAUUUUUUUAAAACUCUGAAAGGAGCAGACUUCAGAACAGUCUGUUAUAAACAUUCAUUUCAGCAUAAGAUGAUGCCCUCAAAACAAGCAGCUUUCAAAGAUCAAAUCUUGCCGGAAGAUGUGCAUGAUGCAGUCCCACAGAAGAAAGAUUCAGUGACUGAAGUAUGAGAACAUGAACAAAAGAAAACUGGAAAAGAAUCGUGACUUCAGACAGAAUUUCCUGUUUACACUUUUUGCUUAGCAGUUUUAACUUAGUAUUUCUUCUGUAUAAUAUUAAAUUGCUUAAGUUUAAUUAUCUAUGA